AUGUCUACCCCUCGCUCCCCUUCCUCGCUCUCCAACCCCGCAUCCGCCGUCAACCCUGUCGACACCGACACUAUCUGGAACAUCCACCGCCGUCUUUCCCAGCUGCGAAAAGCCCGUAACACGGACGACUUCCCCCCUUUGCUCGAUAUAGAGCUCCUCGUCGGGCUCGCUGAGGCGUUCCUAAACGCUCCUUCCGACAGUAGCCUCAAGAGCCGGUUCUGGGCCGAGCUCCUUCCCAAGGUUGACGCAGCUCUUACCAAGGCGUUCGAAAGAAGCCGAUCACUCCUGAGCCCGGGUGCGUCUGACGAAUUUGUUAAAAUCCCGACGGACAUCAAGGGCUGGAUCGAGGAGGUCGUCCCUAUUCAUGUCGAGUUGAUCAAGGACAUCGUCCAGCAGGGCAGGGGGAAGGAGGCGGUGUUGGAGCUUCUUCCAGUGCUCCAGGAGUUGAAGAACGUCAAGGACAUCCCGCCGGAAAAUCAGGACACUCUCUCUGACCUCGUAUUGGCACUCGACCGCCUGCUCAAGUCAGAAAGCCAAGAGCUCUCCGGAGACGACUAUGUCAUCCCGCCGGAGGAGAACUUCAUGCGCAUAUUGGGCGUCAACAACAGCGAUGAACUACGGCAGCUCUGUGAGGCCAGCGGCAUAUUUGAAUACACCUCCUACAACAGCGAAGACAUGUCCCAGGACGACUCGGACAAUCGCUCCAUUCUACGUCGUGGUGGUCUGUACGCAGCACCCCCAGCGCCCGCCGCCGUUCCUCUUUCACCGCCUGGAACAAGUGCAGCCGCUGCGUCCGCAUGGCCCCCGGUGCCCCGCGCCCCUGUUCCUGUUGCGCCAGGCGACGGGACUAUGGACAUGUCCGUCGAAACCAACCCCGCCACCACCUACACGGACGACUCGAACAUGUCCUUGGAAUCCACCGCGUCUACCGGAACCCCUGCUCAUUCCGAGGUGUACGAGGGCACGAUGGACAUGUCCCUCGCGUCCAGGUCCGCCGCCAUCAGCGUGAGCGAGUUCGACUUGAGCCUCGACCCCCGCCUCGACGACACCCCGGCCGCCUCGCCCACGCCCCCGUCGCCCGGCCUCCGCGAGCGCACGAACAUGCCCCCGCCCAGUCCGCGCGGGCGCACCGCGAAGGGGAAGGAAGGCGUGGAUCCGCGCACCCCGUCGGUGUCGGCGUCGGGGCGCGAGAGCCCGGUGUCGAGCGCGGGGAGCCAGAAGAGCCGCUCGGGCUCGCGCACGCGCGCGGUGCGGGCCCCGCGUGGAUGGGGUGCGACACCGCCGUUGAUGCACUCGACGCCGGCGGGCCUGGGCGCGCACCCGUCGCAGAAGGGGCCUGGGCUUAUGCGAACGCCCUCCGGGCUCUCGCACGCGUCCAGUGACGCAUCCUGGCCUGACUUCCAGAAGCUGCGGGACACGGAGGAUGCGCUUGCGAAGGAGCGUGAUGAGCACGAGAAGAGCCGUCAGGAGCUUGCGAGGGAGCGGCAGGAGCGCGAGAAGCGCGAGAUGGAGGUGAAGUCGUUGCAAGCAGCCGUCGAGAAAGAGAAGGACGAACGAGCGAAGGAAGUGAGGUCGUUGCAAGCGUCCAUCGAGAAGGAGGCCGACUUCUUCAAGGCUCUCCUCCAGGAGAAGGAUAAGAUCCUUCAGGAGAAGGACAAGCUCAUUCAGGAGAAGGACAAGCUCAUUCAGAAGGAGGAGGAGCGGCGCGAGUCCGAACUCAACAAGCUCGAAGGUCAAGUCGGCUUGUACAAGGACAUGCUCGCGUUGUUGAAGGACCAACUCAAGACGGCGCAGAAAGUGCAGUAG
Messenger RNA from Trametes versicolor FP-101664 SS1, 1806 nucleotides. RefSeq lists its product as uncharacterized. The record is from RefSeq and is a predicted model, not a curated record. NCBI's taxonomy places the organism in Eukaryota, Fungi, Basidiomycota, Agaricomycetes, Polyporales, Polyporaceae. The transcript has 5 exons. The coding region runs from base 1 to 1806 and encodes 601 amino acids.